AUGUUUUAUUAUGACUACAUACUCAAAAUUGAGGGAAGUAAAGAUUAUAAAUUUUAUUGGCAAUCAGAUCGACAACCUUGCCCAUAUCUUCGAAAAACAAAUUUUAAAACAGUUAAACAUGUUCUUAUUGAUAGUAAACGAGUAACAAAUAAUCAAGGAAAUUAUUUUCCAAAUACUACUCAGUUAACCAUUACAAAUAAUUUUGAAACACUUGAUGAUUUAUUUCCAAUAAUUCUCAAUCGCAUUAUCCCUGUAAAAAAUCUCACAAAAAUAGUUAUCGAAUCAUUCAGUUUUCCAUUGGAACAAAUAAUCAAUUUAAUACGAUUUACACCUAAUUUACAUACAUUAAAAUUUUAUUUAAUUUUUUUAAAAAAAAUCAAAACAAAUAUUAUUGAACAAAGUCAAAUAUUUCAAUAUAUAUCAAAGACAAAUAAAAUAAAAUACUUAGAUCUUCAUGAUGAUUGUUCAUUAGAAAGAAUUCAAUUAAUUAUGAAAUUAUUUCCAAAAUUAGAAUCUAUGAAAAUUGGUAUGAAGAAAAAAGAAACUAAUGAAAUUGCUCGAUUUAUAUUAUCAAAUAAUAAUAUUCAAACAGGUCCUUUAACAUUUUUAUGUAUGUCACAAGUACCAAGAAGAUGUUUGAAAGAAAUAAAUAUAUUAAUUAAAUCGGAAAACUUAGUUAAUGAUUAUUGUAUUAAAUAUUUUGAUCGUGAUUUAUAUUUAUGGUGGUGA
Molecule: messenger RNA, 729 nt
Organism: Rotaria sordida
Lineage: Eukaryota; Metazoa; Rotifera; Eurotatoria; Philodinida; Philodinidae
Source: the annotation of a GenBank genome assembly